AUGAAGCCCCGAGACUACUGUUGCUGCGCAAUACCGACGAUCAAUGCUGGCAUUUACACGGUACUGGCGGAGCAGUUUAGUUUGGCAAUUAUUGUGGGAGUGCUCUCAAUCGCUACACCAUCCAUCGUCGGGGCGGCUACUCCAUCUUUCGCACCUUGGAUUCUGGCUAUAAUAUGUUUUGUGGCUGCAGCCAUUCAAGUAUUGGGAUUCAUUGGGGCGCAUGGGGAGAAACCUGUCAUGUUUCGCCGCUAUGUUACCCUCCACAUUCUCAUAACCGUCGCUGGAUUCUCAGUGGCAGCCGUAUGGGCAAUAAUAUCGGCCACCCGGCACAGCACUGCCAAGCAGAACUGCAUAACGAAUUUCUUCCCCGAUGAAGGUAGCAGGUCGCAGGGAGACCUGCUUUGCGAAAUAUUCCCUUGGGUCGACGUCGGGAUAAUGGGAGGCCUUUGGUUGCUCUUACUAGCGGUCCACAUCUAUUUCUACGUCGUCAUAUCCUCGUACGGGACAGGCCAGAGACGAGAUCAUGCUAAGUAUGAUCAAAUCAAUGACACCACCACGGCCGGUGACAACAUCCCAAUGAACGCGCGCUAUGAUUCUAACGAAGACCUCCGUAACCCAUCAAAUGGUCAAACCUAUAAUCAUCUUCGGCAGGAUAGCGUCGGAAGCGUCGCAGACAUCAUGGGCGCGCCAGUACAACAACCGAAGGACGGAUUCUCUAAUCCUUACAAUUAUCCGUCCCCUCCCCAAAAGUACCCUCCAUACAAGCGAGGUUCGUUAUCCCAGCCGUCGUAUGCCUAUACGCAGGAUCCUGGGCCGACGCCAAUGGCUCAGGACUAUUAUUCCCAAGACCAGAAUCAGCUACCAAGCACACAGCGGCAUCCAGGUCAGUUUUAG
Molecule: messenger RNA, 894 nt
Organism: Pleurotus ostreatus (oyster mushroom)
Lineage: Eukaryota; Fungi; Basidiomycota; Agaricomycetes; Agaricales; Pleurotaceae
Exons: 4
Coding region: 1-894 (297 amino acids)
Source: RefSeq, a predicted model, not a curated record